Molecule: messenger RNA, 925 nt
Organism: Microbotryum saponariae
Lineage: Eukaryota; Fungi; Basidiomycota; Microbotryomycetes; Microbotryales; Microbotryaceae
Source: the annotation of a GenBank genome assembly
AUGGCUCCCGCGGCUCCACUCUUCCGCUUCGCGUCCUUUUCGAUCACGAACCAAAUCUUCUACCAGUCGAGUCUGUCGUUGGCGUUGGUCAAUCUCAAACCAUUGGUACCGGGUCGUACGUUCAUCUAUGCGCUCUCUUGACCCCUGAUCAUGAACGGGAAGGAUACUGAUCACCUUGAAGGUUUUCGAUUCGCAGACGUGUUGGUGAUCCCCAAACGAGUCGUCCCUCGGUUCGGCGAACUCACAGCGGACGAAACGACGGACCUGUUCCUCUCCGUUCAACAGGUCGCUAGAGUGAUUGAGAAGGAGUAUAAAGCACAGUGAGUUAUGCAUACUACGGCCUCUCUACCUGUUCUUUGGUGAGCAAGGAACGCUAAGCCGUUCUUGCCCCCCCACACACACGUGUGAGCAGAUCGAUGAAUAUCGCCGUUCAAGACGGUGCAUUGGCAGGGCAGAGCGUGCCUCAUGUGCAUGUGCAUUUGAUGUGAGCCGGCGAACGAGCGGCUCUUCGAAAGUAGUCAAUCGUGGAACUGAGUCGAGAGGUGUUCUUUCUCGCGAACUCACAGUCCUCGGAGGAAAGAUGAUUUCGAACCCAUGGAUGAGGGUCAGUUUGCCGAGACUCGGGGGGGUUGCAUGAUCCGCUUCCUCGACCGCGCCAAGGUCAUAACUACCGCACCACCGAAACCUCGUACUCAUUCCAUCCGAAUUCACACCUACAGUCUACACCGCUCUCGACUCGGCCAACAUGGCCGCGGACUACCUAGCUCGUCAAUCGAGAACUGAUCGGAAGAAAGUGUUUGGCGUCGAUGAUGAGGAUCGAAAACCUCGUAGCAAGGAGGUGAUGAAGGAGGAGGCGAGGAGGUUGAGUCUGUUAUUCCCGGAAGGGAACCGCGGGGUUUUUACGGAGGGGGGUGGGGAAGAGUGA